AUGGAUCACCUUCGGGCCCACCUCUGGCCCGGUGUCUGCUCUCUCUGUUUAUUGCUCGCUGGGGCCGCCUGGGCUUCCCCACCCAAAUCCCUGGACCCCAAGUUUGAAAGUAAAGCGGCCCUGCUGGCUGCCCGCGAGCCCGAAGAACUUCUGUGCUUCACCGAACGGUUGGAGGACUUGGUGUGUUUCUGGGAGGAAGCGGCAAGCGCAGGGGUCGGCCCCAACAACUACAGUUUCUUUUACCAGCUCGAGGGUGAGCCAUGGAAGCCAUGCAGCCUGCACCAGGCGCCCACGGCUCACGGCGCUGUGCGUUUUUGGUGCUCGCUGCCUACGGCCGACACGUCGAGCUUCGUGCCCUUAGAGCUGCGCGUCACAGCGGUAUCCUCGGGCGCUCCACGCUAUCGCCGUAUCAUCCACAUCAACGAAGUGGUGCUCCUGGAUCCCCCCACGGGGCUGCUGGCGCGGCGGGCCGACGAGGGCGGCCACGUGGUACUGCGUUGGCUCCCGCCUCCUGGGGCCCCGGUGGCCAGCCUCAUCCGCUACGAAGUGAACAUUUCCUCUGGCAACAUCGCAGCGGGCGCACAGAAGGUGGAGAUCCUAGAUGGUCGCACUGAGUGCUUGCUGAGCAACCUUCGGGGUGGAACGCGUUACACCUUCAUGGUACGCGCGCGGAUGGCCGAGCCGAGCUUUGGUGGCUUCUGGAGCGCCUGGUCCGAGCCUGCGUCGCUGCUGACAGUUAGUGACUUGGACCCCCUCAUCCUGACGCUCUCCCUCAUCCUCGUGCUCAUCCUGCUGCUGCUGGCCGUGCUCGCCCUGCUCUCCCACCGCAGAGCUUUGAAGCAGAAGAUCUGGCCUGGCAUCCCAAGCCCUGAGAGUGAGUUUGAGGGCCUCUUCACCACCCACAAGGGUAACUUCCAGCUGUGGCUGUACCAGAAUGAGGGCUGCCUUUGGUGGAGCCCCUGCACACCCUUUGCAGAGGACCCACCCGCUCCCCUGGAAGUCCUCUCUGAACGCUGCUGGGGGGCAACACAGGCCGUGGAGCCAGGGGCAGAGGAUGAGGGACCCCUGCUGGAGCCAGUGGGCAGUGAACAUACCCAGGACACCUACCUGGUGCUGGACAAGUGGUUGCUGCCCCGGAACCCCCCCACUGAGGAUCUGCCACGGCCUGAUGGCGGUUUGGACAUGGUAGCCAUGGAUAAAGGCUCAGAAGCAUCCUCCUACUCAUCUGCUUUGUCCCUGAAGCCUGGGCCAGAGGGGGCCUUGGGUACCAGCUUUGAGUAUACCAUCCUGGAUCCCAGCUCCCAGCUCUUGCGCCCAAGGGCACUGCCCCCUGAGCUGCCUCCCACCCCACCCCACAUAAAGUACCUGUACCUCAUGGUGUCCGACUCUGGCAUCUCAACUGACUACAGCUCAGGGGGCUCCCAGGGAGCCCAGGGGGACUCAUCGAAUGGCCCCUUCUCGAAUCCUUAUGAGAACAGCCUCUCCCCAGCCCUGGAGCCUUCACCUCCCAGCUACGUGGCCUGCUCCUAGGACUCCAGCCCUCAGAUGCUUGGAGACCCAGGAUGACCUCAAGUGCUAGUCCAGGCCUAAGACUUAUUGAGUAGGGUUGGUGAGGCCACCCUUGGGUUUCUGCCCAGUCCAUCCUUGCUCAGUCCAUCCUUGCAGUAUUUUGAAAUUGUAUAGAGUUGUGUGUGUGUGUGUAUGCAUGUAUGUGUGUGUCUUUUUUUUUUUCUUUCCCAUCAUGACUUCUACAAACAUCCUGUAAGCCCCAUCUUUCCCUGGGCCCAGGCCAUAGGGGCAGCAGUAAAAGGCCUCGAGCUCCAACUCAAAUUUUGGAUCUGGCAACCUGAAUAAUAAUCAUAGUAACAUGAAUUAGUCAGUAUAUGUUAUACUAGCUGCCAUAACAAACAACUCCUAAAUAUGAGUGACUUAACACAUCAAAUGCUUUCUCUCUAUUUCAAUGCAAACCUGUAUAUGGGCAGCCAUCUCUGGGACAAGUGAGAAGCCCGGACUCUUCUGGUCUCUGGCUUCACCAUCCCCCCAGGGCCACACUGAGAUCUUUAGAUGGGUCCUCUGUGUCUUGCCAACCAACAAGCAGAACAAAGAGCAGAAGAUUUGGUGGGCCAUUUUAGGGAGUAGGCUAAGAGGUAGUAAUCAUCUCUUCUUCACAAAUUCCAUUGGCCAGAAACACUCAAGGAUCCCUGUGGGAUCACAGGAUCUCACAGGCAGCUGGGGAAAAAUACAGUUUAGCUGUACUCCCAAGGAGCGGAAAGUUGUUGAAUGAGCCUCUAGCUAGCCUCUGCCACUAAUAAAAAUGACACUAUUUUGUAAGAUUUUAUUUUGAAUUAGGCCCUGUUCUAAGAAAGUACUCUGAUGGGACCCAUGUUAUCAGGUGGCUCACUGGGAGUUCUGUUCAACCACUUUUUAGAAGUUUGACAUAACCAAGGAAAGAUGAACAUAUGCAGACCUACUCUACCAAUUCCACUUCUAGUAUAUACCUUAAAAGCCCUCAUGGAUAUGAGCCAGUAUAUGUGUGCAAGAAUGUUCAUAAGCGGGGUGCCUGGGUGGCUCAGUGGGUUAAGCCUCUGCCUUUGGCUUGGGUCAUGGUCUCAGGGUCCCGGGAUUGAG
Messenger RNA from Mustela erminea (ermine), 2628 nucleotides. RefSeq names its product erythropoietin receptor (gene EPOR). The coding region runs from base 1 to 1530 and encodes 509 amino acids. Gene Ontology annotation, molecular function: protein binding; erythropoietin receptor activity. The transcript is spliced from 8 exons. Gene Ontology annotation, biological process: positive regulation of cell population proliferation; hemopoiesis; cytokine-mediated signaling pathway. NCBI's taxonomy places the organism in Eukaryota, Metazoa, Chordata, Mammalia, Carnivora, Mustelidae. Gene Ontology annotation, cellular component: external side of plasma membrane; membrane. The record is from RefSeq and is a predicted model, not a curated record.